Molecule: messenger RNA, 1646 nt
Organism: Trichomycterus rosablanca
Lineage: Eukaryota; Metazoa; Chordata; Actinopteri; Siluriformes; Trichomycteridae
Product: protein S100-A13-like
Exons: 3
Coding region: 99-422 (107 amino acids)
Cellular component (GO): perinuclear region of cytoplasm
Molecular function (GO): calcium-dependent protein binding; calcium ion binding
Source: RefSeq, a predicted model, not a curated record
GGAAAGGGAGGAGGUUAGUGAACCUCUCCGCACUCUGGGCGCUAAAAAAACACUCGUACUCAACUUCUCUCGUAGAAGGCUGUAGACUGGUGGAGAACAUGGACAACAAGACCCCGAAGUACACAGAUCUUGAAUUGGCCAUCAAUUCCCUGGUGACCCAGUUCCACGCGGCGUCGGCUAACGACAGCCCCACCCUGAGCGUCGAGGAGUUCCAGGGCAUGCUUACCAAAGAACUGCCCACCGUAGCCAAGUCUGCUGGGGAUCAGGAGAGCCUGAACAAUAUGCUGAAGGAGAUGGGCGUGGCAGACGGGCAGGGAGUCAGCUUCGAGAACUUCUGGAAUCUGGUGAACACCUUCGCUACCAGUCAGUGUGGGCUGCUUCAGAAAGACAAAAAAGUUCACUGCUCCUGCCUGUUACUCUGAGACCCUGACCAGUAGCCUGCCAGUUUUAUAGUCUGGUGAUAUGUUGUCCUGACAGACCCUGGACCGACCCCCUCAGGUCUGAUCGUUCCCAUGUUUCCAAUACUGAAGGGCUAAACACUACCAACAGGGCAUCUCAGACUUUCAUGCGGUGCUGUGAAAAAGUAUUUGACCCACACUAGAUUCUGUCUGAUUUUAGAUGUUUCAGAUCUUCUGACUAAUUUUAAUAUAAAAUAAACCAUCAUUCCAUUUGAUGAACCUGAUUGUGCCACCCUUGCCUACACUGAAAGGUGUUCCAGCUUGAACUGCCCAUUUAGGGUCACAGCAUCUCAUUGGGAUUCAAACCAGGACUUCCAAACCUCUCCCAAUUCCUUAAUUUUGCUUCUUUUGAGCUGCAUAACCCAACCGGUUCUUGCGCUUUUAGGAUUUUCUGGUAGAGACCAUGUUUGACUGCUGGUAUUAGGAUGUUCUUAUGGUAGAAUGUGGGACCCAUGUCUUCCAAAACAUUCCACCUUAUUCUUUUCAUGUACAUCUGGGUUCUUUAGUGGCCUCCUAGAUGAAUCGUCUCGGUGUUCUUGGUCAUAUUUUAUAGACGGGACACUUCUGGGAAAGUUAAUCGCUGUUCCGCGCUCUCAAAAUGUGGAUAAUGGCUCUCACUGUGGUUCGCCAGAGUCACAGAGCCUCAAUACUGGUACAUUUCAGUGAAUUUAUUCGUCAUUUGUAUUUAAAUCUCUUUAGAACGUGCUGCUUUUGAGACCCUCUUCUAUGUAAGUGAUGUCUAGAUGCACACCAUGCUCAGGUGUGGCUUGUAAAAUGUAUCAAUUGAAUCUGGUUAACUGGAUAAUUUAGCAGCUAAGGGGGGCGAUUACUUUUACACAUGGGACCAGAUAGAGCCGAACAGCAUUUUCUCUUUAAUAAAUCACUAAACAACAGUCUGUGACUUCAUUAUUUUAAUAUUAAAAGUAGUUCGACGAUCUGAAACACAGAAGUGUGAAAUUGAAAUUGAAAAGGGGGCACAUACUUCUUCACAGCGCUGUGUGAUGUUUAUUUUUUGAAGAAGCAGCCUCUGUAUUUUAUAACAUGUUCUAAUGCUGCAAUUUUUUAUGUUUCUGAAUUGAACUGCCAGCCUAUUUUUGUACUAUGAUGAUGAUAACUGCGAUUCUAAUAGAUGUGAUUUAAAUGUCUCAGUGUAAAUGAAGAUAUAAUAAAUUUAUACAUAUACACAAA